AUGGCGUUUCCUCAGAUUGGCCCUGCUUCGAUCUCUGUCGGGUUACCUGUAGCUGGGUUGGCUCGCACCACACUCCUUCGACGCUCUCAGCGCCUCUCUCACCACCACCUCUCGCAAGCCGCCACUCGUCGGGCACACUCGACACAUCGAUACGGCCGCCAGCAGCAGCGCCUCUUCGGCCAACGCUCCUUCUCCCAGCAGUCCCACCGGCCCAAGGCCGACUCCAAAGUGAACGACUCCAAGAUUCGGUGGUAUCCCAUUCCCGUCGGCCUCGGCGUCGGCUUCCUGGGUCUGGUUCAGUUCUACAAGGUCUACUCGCGGGAGAAGGAACCUCAAGAAAAUGGCGAACCAGAGAAGAAGCCAAAAAAGAGGCCACGGGUGAGGCCCGAUGGACCUUGGCAGGUGCAAAUCAUGUCGACUCUGCCAUUGAAGGCCAUGUCUCGGCUUUGGGGCAAGUUCAAUGAGCUCGUCAUUCCAUACCACCUCCGUUCUCCUGGUUUCCGGCUGUACUCUUGGUUCUUUGGUGUCAACAUGGACGAGAUCGAGGAACCGGAUAUUCGCAAUUUCCCCAACCUGGCCGCCUUUUUCUACCGUACCCUGAAGCCCGGUGCCCGACCCCUGGAUCCGAACCCGAACGCUCUCUUGUCUCCCGCGGAUGGUCGAGUUCUGCAGUACGGUCAGAUCGAAGGCGGCGAUAUCGAACAGGUCAAGGGAAUGACAUAUACCAUCGAUGCUCUCCUCGGUCAAAACAGCCCCUCGCCAAGUCUCUCCAGCAGCCAAGCCUCUCUCGAAAAGCUCAUCAAGCCCGCCGCCCAGCGUGAACUCGAAGGCGACGAAGAACUGGUCAAGAGGGACGAAGAAUUCGCCUCGGUUAACGGUAUCUCGUACACCCUCCCCGAUCUCCUGUCCGGUAACAAGAAGAAGAGAAAGAGCGACAGCUUCGACCAGCCCAAGGACGAAUCCGUCACUCCCUCUGCCACCUCCGUCUCUGAAGUCCGCGCCGAGCUCGAGAAGGGUGAGAAGGCCUGGUACGAUUAUCUCACCCCCGGCAGCCGUCACGUCCUCUACUACGCCGUCAUCUACCUCGCCCCCGGGGAUUACCACCGCUUCCACUCACCCACCAACUGGGUCGUUGAGAGGAGACGCCACUUUGCCGGAGAACUCUACAGCGUGUCCCCGUAUCUUCAGCGCACCAUGCCCGGUUUGUUCACUCUCAACGAGCGUGUCGUUCUCCUUGGUCGCUGGCGCUGGGGUUUCUUCAGCUACGUCCCCGUUGGUGCCACCAACGUUGGUUCUAUCAAGAUCAACUUUGACAGGGAGCUCCGCACCAACAGCCUGACGACGGACACCGAGGCCGACAGGGCGGCCGAGGAGGCUGCUCAGCGCGGUGAGCCGUACCUUGGUUACGCCGAGGCCACGUACGAGGCUGCCAGCCAAGUCCUGAGGGGCCACGCGCUGCGCAGGGGUGAGGAGAUGGGCGGUUUCCAACUCGGCAGCACGAUUGUUCUCGUCUUUGAGGCACCUGCUUCGGAGCACGAUCCCGAGACUGGCAAGCACACCAGGGGGUGGUCGUGGAAUGUUGAAAAGGGGCAGAGAGUCAAGGUUGGGCAGUCUUUGGGGCAGGUUGAUAUGUAA
Molecule: messenger RNA, 1635 nt
Organism: Podospora anserina S mat+
Lineage: Eukaryota; Fungi; Ascomycota; Sordariomycetes; Sordariales; Podosporaceae
Exons: 2
Coding region: 1-1635 (544 amino acids)
Biological process (GO): phosphatidylethanolamine biosynthetic process
Cellular component (GO): mitochondrion
Molecular function (GO): phosphatidylserine decarboxylase activity
Source: RefSeq, a predicted model, not a curated record